GGCAUGUACAUGGUGAACUACGACCCGACCAACUGGCAGCUGCUGGCGGCGUACCUGGAGGCGUCGGCGGGCGGCGACGGCGCGCUGGCGGCGGUGGAUGUGGGGUCGCGCGCCAAGCUACUGCACGACGCGUGGAACCUGGCGCUGGCGGGAGAGCUGGCGUUCGGCGCCGCCCUCAACAUGACGCUCUUCCUGCCCCGCGAGACCGAGUUCGCCGUGUGGGACACCUUCUUCACCAUGGUGGACCACGUGGGCCGCCACACGUCCGGCACGCCCGCCGGGGACAAGUUCCAG
This is a messenger RNA of Gryllus bimaculatus (two-spotted cricket), 294 nucleotides long. The record is from the annotation of a GenBank genome assembly. Lineage: Eukaryota; Metazoa; Arthropoda; Insecta; Orthoptera; Gryllidae.